ACUUGUGAAAAAGUCAGAUUUUAAAAAGUUGCGGCCGCAGACAAUCCAACAACCGGACAUAUUUAGAUAUUUAUUUUGUUGGCAGAAAGUUUUGUUCUCAAUUUCAGUUUGCCCGACAAAACCCGCCGCUGCCACCAUGAACGACUACGGCCUUCCGGAAAACGCGCUCGGAACCAUGCUGACCAAGCUGGUCGACUUGCUGGGCCAGGACAUCCGGCUCCGGCCCGUAAUGACGGCGUACCGCGACUUUGUGCUGGAGCACGAACACCUGCUGGAGAACGUGGUGGAACCGGUCAAGAGCAACGCCAAAGCGGACCAGCUCCGUCAGGAGGGGAGCCGUCUUUAUCUGGCCAAACGGUACGAGCAGGCGCUGGAGAAGUACAACGAAAGCAUUUGCUACGCGGAGGCAGGUUCCGAACAGUUGGCCAUUGGAUAUGCGAAUCGGUCGGCGAUCUAUUUCGAGCAGGGGGAGUACGAGUUUGCGCUGCUCAACAUCCGGCUUGCCCGGAAUCACAGCUAUCCGGAGAAGCUGAUGGGGAAACUGGACACAAGGGAGAAGAACUGCCGAAAGAAAAUUGACGAGGGUCUCGCGAAGGACAACGUGCCCUGUCCACGGAUGAGAAUCAAUGUCGAGGUCAAUCCGAAAAUUCCCUUCCUGGCCAAGGGAGUCGGCAUGAAGCAGUAUCCGGGAAGUGGUCGUGGGUUGGUUGCGGAGAGGAACUUCAAGACGGGCGACGUCAUUCUGGACGAAAAGACCGUCAUCAGUGUGGUGGGCUCUCCGUUUAAAUUUCUGUAUUGCAGCCACUGUGGCAUCUCGAACCAGCACAGUUUGAUUCCGUGUCCGGACUGUGUCAUGUACAUGUACUGCAGCGAGGAAUGUCUCGCCGAGGACAAACGAUUGACUCAUCGAUUCGAGUGUGGGUUUGGUGCCCAAUCAGAGAACAUUACGUUCAACGGAUCGAACAUUGCACCGAAAUUGUUCCUGUACGGGUUGACCCUGUUCAACGACGAUAUGGAACAGACGAUGAAGUACUGCGAGAAGUUCGCAAACACCGGAGCCAAUCCUCUUACGUUGGACUACACAAAGUACGAUCCGCUGGAGGAGUUCAAAAUGCUGCACAAAGCCAAACUUCCUUGCUCGCCGUUGGUCGAGUACACGUUCAAGCUGUGCGCCGCCGUCAACUACGUCGUUCUGAUGAAGCAACCCGCCGUUCAAUCGCUGGUGACCUCCGAAGCGCAGAAACGGUUCUUCAUGAACAGCCUCUACCACUACCAGCGCGUAUCGAGCUACUUUUCGUGGGAGUGCAACUCUCCAACGCAUUCCACUCCCACCGUGUCCGGCUUGAUGACCAUCGGAAGUCUGAUCAACCACUCGUGCGACCCGAACGCACUGGUCAACUACGAGUCCGGUCGGUUCAAGUGCGUCUUUCUUCGGCCCGUCCGCAAAGGCGAACAGAUCACGACUUCCCUCGGACCGGCCUGGUUCCUAUUCGAGGGCCAGCCAGCGUCCGAGCUGAGCUUCGAGUGCCGCUGUCAGGUUUGUCGCAACGGAAGCAUCAUCGACUGGUUGAAAACGGCCAAACCGCUUCCGACCAGUGCCCAGGCCGACCUCGGGCUAUGUCUGGAGGUGAUGGGCAACGAUAGUGCCAACGACGCGGCCAAACUGAACGCGUUCCAGCAGUUCUUCCAGCGGUACGCGCAGUAUUUGCCCUGCCUGGAAAUGGCCUUCCACGUGCGUUCCUAUCUGGGACUUCUGAUGGAUGCCUUCAGGAAGGAGAACGUGAAGCUGAACCGGGCGAAGAUUGCGGCUGCGGUGGUUUGAGUUGACUUUAUCCAUGAACUGACUCUGAAUUUACAUGAUUCAUAAGAUGUUUUUUGCUUUUUCGCGACUCGCGAAUAAAACCCUUCGUACACUUAAAGAUAACAUUAGUUCUAAAAAUAUGAUUGUUUUUGAGAAAUUCCAAGAAUUUGUUAAACUGUAGACUAGACUGAAGACUCUGAAGGAACCAAAUAAAAUUUGCGUCCAAUGUA
Molecule: messenger RNA, 2031 nt
Organism: Culex quinquefasciatus (southern house mosquito)
Lineage: Eukaryota; Metazoa; Arthropoda; Insecta; Diptera; Culicidae
Product: SET and MYND domain-containing protein 4
Exons: 3
Coding region: 137-1822 (561 amino acids)
Molecular function (GO): protein binding
Source: RefSeq, a predicted model, not a curated record